GCUUUUGGUCAGAGCAGUCAGGCACAAGAGUUCCCAAAUGUUAAAGUUGGAGGAUGCUUAGUGUGAAGUGAAGAGAAUGUAGCAGAAAGAGAGAGAGAGAGAGAAACGACUCAACGAGUCUUUGGGGUGGGAAGUGUUGGUUUUUGCCAUCAAGGGAAUCAAGGAAUCUGUUGCGGGAUUUGGGAAGAAGAAGAAGGUGAAAGUGCUGUUGGGUUUUCCUUGGGUUUCUUCUUUUGCAUGAGCUAAGGGACCAGCUUCUGGGAAACGGCAUUGAUUGAGAAUUGGACAUGAGUAUGCUGGUGGGGACAUGCUCGAGCCAAGGGAAGCUGAUAUACCUGCCCUUUUUCUGUUCUUGAUUGUAUUUCCUCUGGUUACCUACAUUUUACUUGGAAAAUGGAGUGAGGUCACAAAGAAGAAAAAGAGAGUAAGUUUGCUUGCUCAACUGGCUGCUGAAGAAGCUUUUAAAGCAGAAGCAAUGGCUACUGCCAGUGUUAUGCCUCUUGUGUCUUCUUCAAAGAGUGGAAAUCAUGAAUGCGCCAGAUGCUUUGGUCCAGCAACAACCCGCUGCUCCAGAUGCAAGUCUGUUAGAUAUUGGUAUGUCCUAUUCCUUGCCUUUUGGCUACUGUAACCUGUUUUAAUCAUUGUCUAUAUAUAAGAGUGUGUGUGUUUUAAAUAUGUUAUUUUUUGUCAAAUUUCUUAUACAUUGAUAAUGUUCUCUCUCUCUCUCUCUCUCUCUCUCUCAUUUUAAUUUUUAGGAUGAAGUGGGGUGUUGCAGUAAUGCAAGGAAGUGCAAUUUGAAACUCUGAAUAUAAUUCUAAUAUUUUGGACAAAAUUCAUCAAUUCGGAAUAGCAUGUUCAAUUAUAGAAGUCAAUUUCAUGAAGAUAUUAUGUGUACUUAGAUUUGAUUCUGAGUGAAAAUAUCAGUUCAUUCUUGAAAGGGGGUUUAUGUCAGUUGUCCAUUUCUAGUGAACUGUGCCUUUUAUCUGUCCACCACAUGGCAUCAGAUAAAUCUCCCUGUCUAAUGAAAAGGCAAUCCUUGACACAGCUUCGUACUGUGCUUCAAUUGAGUCUUAUGAAAUGUUUUGAGCAUGUACAGAUUUGCUUUUAGAAGAUCUAUUCUCUUUGGAAGCUUGUUUUGGUGAAAGAUUCCAUCAACUGAAUUAUCAAUUAGUGAAACGAGGAAUCUGUGCUAUUAAUUUAUUAGAGAUUUCUUUAGUAAUAACUAGGAAAAUAGUUCUUAAAUUUAAAUUUGGUUCACUCACCGGGGAGGAUCAAAUUACUCAAACCUGAUCCGGUCACAUUAAUAAAUCUCCUUUAAUAAUCACAAAACUCUAUAAGAUGGCUCUAUUUCAACAAGCCCCCCUCCAACUAGUGUGUGCAAAAGUCUGUUACCUACUCUCAGGUUUGAAUUCUUGAGAAUUCAAAAAUCAAUGGACCUUUCUGGUUUGACAAUAUAGACUUCGCCCUUAAGAGGCUGGCAGUUAACUACAUCUGGUCUCAUCAGAAUGACUACAUAUUGGCUUCAAUUAACAGUUCAUAUCUUUGUCAUACAGCUAUCACCUUCUUAAUUUCUCCUUUUUGUUUUUUCUUUCUACUUUGAGAGAGGGAGGCUCUUGCACUACUUUUGAUCCUCCUUUGUCAUUGAGGGAUGAUCUAGCUUACAUGGAGACAUGGUUAUGGGCUCCCUGAAAACAAUUGGAGGCUUCUAAGAAUUCAUCUUAGCUUGUAAUUAACAUAUUAUGACUCAUAUUCUAUUUCUAGAGCUCUUGUCAAAAAAAAAAAUUCUAUUUCUAGAGCUGCCCUCCAUAGGGAUCACUAACAUGGAGGAUAGGGUACGGUGGAAAGAGGCUAAGGAUGGUAUUUUUUCUGUUAAAUCCUUUUAUAGCGCUAUGGAGGGCAGCAGUACAGUCUCGUUUCUGAAAAACAUUAUUUGGAGCCCUUGUGCUCCUUCUAAGGUUGUUUUUUUUUGUUUGGGAAGCUUCAUGGGGUAAAGUUUUAACUUUGGAUCAACUAAAGAAGAGGGGCUGGUCACUGCAUUUCUUGUGCUGCUGAAGAGUCUAUUGAUCACCUUCUAAUUCAUUGCACCAAGGCCAAGGUUUUGUGGGAUUUGUUGUUUACCCUUUUUAGUGUGUCGUGGGUUCUUCCUUCGUCAGUUAAAGAGGUCCUUCUUGGGUGGCAUGGCUCGUUUGUGGGCUAGAAGCGAAGAAAGGUUUGGAGAGCAGCCCCCUUGUGUCAUUUUUGGAUGAUUUAGAAGGAAAGAAAUAGGAUUGCUUUUGAAAUGAGGAGUUUUCGAUUCAAAGGUUGAAAUAUUUUUUUGUUUGUAAUUUUUGGUCUUAGGCUAAGUAGUGUAUAGAUGAAGGGCCUAAUUCUUUAAUCAACUUUUUUGAUUGGUUGGGCUCUAGAUGAGGGUGGGUGAGUUUUUUGUACCCCUCUCUCUUUUGUUUUUUGCCUAUAGGCACUUGUUAUAUACUUCUUGUAUGUUUUGGGUUGGUCGUUGGGUGCCUUGUUCUUAUUAAUAUAUCCUUCUUCUAUGGCUUUGCCUGUCAAAAAAAAAAAAAAAAAGUUUAAAAUUGAAUCAAAGAGAUGGGGAACAACAUUAGAAAUAUCCUUUGAAGUCUUACAAGAGAAGCUCAAAGACUUGUUCCAAUGGCCAAGCCUUAAUUUAUGAUAGUGAUGAUGAUUUAAAUUCAUCUUGGGGCUUGCCAUAGUUGCUUUUUUAAAUUUCUAUUUUGGUUAGUGGUUGACUUUUUAUCAAGUUUCUAUCCAUUUUUAGUCUAAGAAAAUAGAAAAUUUUCUAUUUCAUGUGGGUCUAAAUAAUAUUCCUUUUCCAUAUCUUUUCCUAUUUUUGCAAAGAAAGAUAAGGAAUUAGGAAAAUUGUCUUAUUAAGGGUCAUAAGAGACGACUGCAUAUACCUAUGUAGUCUUUCAAAGUGAAAGAGGAGAAUUUUAAUGAAAGUUUCAGCAUCUAUUAUGCGUUCUUUGAGAGUGGGAUUGGCUUCUUCCCCAGUGUGAUUGCUUAGGUAACCUUAAGUGUGACUGUCAAGGUUUUUUUUAUUUUUAGCCAUUUCUAUUCUUUCCACUUUAUCCUAUAAUCCAAGUCAAUGAUAUAGGGCUGGAAAGUUUAAGAAAGAAUGCAGAAAAUAGCUUUUGAAGACUUACAAGGGGUAAGACUAGUUCCAAUGCCUAAGGCGUAAUUUGAGAUACUAAUGAUGAUUUAAGUUAAUCUGGGGACUUGCCAUAAUUGAUUUUAAGUUUUUAUUUUAGUUUGGUAAGUUUAUAUUUUAGUUAGCAAUUGACUUUUUGUCAGAUUUCUAUUUCUUUUAAUCUUCUUAUUAUAUAUAUAUUAGAAGAGUUUUUGUUUCUUUUAGUUUUUUGACAAUAUUCCUUGCCUAUAUCUUUUCCUGUUCUGACAAGGAAAGAUAAGGAAUUAAAAAGGUUUUCCUAUUAGGUAAGGUCAUAAGAGUCCAUACAUACCUAUGUAGCCUGUCAAAGUGGAAGAGGAGCAUUUUAAUAAAAUUUUCAGCAUCAAUUAUGCUUCCUUUAAGGAUGUGAUUGCCUUCUCCCUUAGUGGGAUUACUUAACAAACCGUAAGUGUGAUUGCCUAAAACACUGCCUAGCAACCUUAGUGUGGUUGCCUAGCAACCUUAGUGUGAUUAUCAAAAACAUUUUUUUUCACUGACAUUUUUUAAUUUUUUCAUCUCAUUCUAUAACCCAAGAAAAUUGUAUAGUGCUAGAAAUUUUAUGAUUUUGUGUCAUAAAGGUAGCAAAGAGUUGUGGAGUUAGAUUGAUGGUAAGAAAAUAGCAAACAAAAGCAAGAAUGUUGAAUGAGGAAAGGUAUACGCAGUGAGAAGGGUGAAAGAGGGGAUAACUUACCUAGUGGAAGUACAAUGUAGUCCUUGUGGCCUCUGUGAAAGUGAGAUGAAAUCUAUUGAUCAUAUCUUUCUUCAUUAUUGUAAGGCUAGGGAGUUAUGACACUUGCUAUUUUCUUUAUUUAGAGUUGCUUGGGUCCUUCCUUUUUCAGUUAGGGAGACCCUCUUAAGUUGGCAUGACAUUCUUUGUGGGAAGAAAGCAUAAGAAAAGUUUGGAGAGCCGUCUGGUUGCAUAUUUUUUGGACUUCGUGGAAAGAAUGAAACCAAAGAGCCUUUGAAAAUGUGGAGCAAUCGACUCAAUCAUUGAAGAGCUCCUUUGUUAAAAGUUUGUUGUUAUGGGUUAGGAUGUACAUGGUAGAAAAAUAUCAAUGCCUUUAAUCGAUUUUAUAGAUUGGAUGAGAUCUAGAUGAUAGAGGCAACACUUUUUUGUGUUUUCCCCUCUUCUGGGCUUUAUCCUUUGUUUUCCCUUUGUAUACAACCUGCCUGCCUUGGUAUAUAGCUCUUUCUAUUAAUAUGUAUCUUACCAUUGCUUAUAAAAAAAAAGCUUGUGAUCAUCAAUGGAAGCUAUCUAAAAGAAAGGUGAAAGGGGAAGGAAAAAAGAUUAAGGGGAAAAGAAAAGAAGGGGAAGACAAAGGCCAGUGGCCCAAUGUCUUCAAAAUAAUCUCCAAAACCCCUCUAACUAGGGUUGGAAUCACAACUUUUGUGGAGGAGAGGCUUGGAUUGCCUAGAUCUAGGGUUUGAUCUAAGUGCAUACUACGAAAAAGCAACACACCAAGUGCUUCUUGCUUUUAGAGGAAUGCACUUCCAUUUUAGGCUUUUAGAAUUAACUUAAGGGUCUGAAAUUGCAUGGCUGUUGCAUUGAGUAGACAAAUAUACCUGCUUGGGUUAUGAGACUGGUAGUUUCAUUGGAUUCUCUUGAGGGCCUAUACAUCAUUGAUUCAUUCUUUGUUCCUAUCUGGCAGUCUUGUUUGUCUACAAGUGUGAUCCUUCUGCAUCUUAUGUUAUCGAUGAUGAAUUUUUGCUUUGAUGGGUUUCCCUGAAAACUGGUAGGAGGUUUUUUUACAUACAUUUUGUUGGUAGACAUUUGAAGACGGCUCAAUUUAUUUUGCACUGGAAAACUUCUGAUGGAUUGUGCAUCUUAUAUUGUUGAGUUGUUCUUUAGGGAAGUUGUAUCUGUAUGGAGUUAGUGACCCUAGCUUGGGCUAUUUUUAGUCUAGUAGUUAUCAUCUCUAAUCUGAUGGAUAAACAGAAGUGGCCAAUCAUUGGUUGGGAUAUUUCUAGGGAUUUCCAGCUGGCAAUAGAUAUCAAAACUGAAGGUACCUGAUCUUGCCACAUGCUGAAUUUGUAAAUAUUUGAUUUAUUAGUAGGUCAAGCUGAAAUUCUCAUUUGGAACCAUCUAUUGCAAUAUCUUACCUUAGGAGUUGCAAUAAAAGAGGUGUAGUGAGAAGUAGCUGUGAGAUAAGCUUGCCAACUAAAGAAUGCAGUGUAUGAGCAAAGAAGAGAGCAAUCGUUGUUGCUAGGGUACUUGAAUAAGGUAUACUCUUGUUGAGAGACAUUUGGGGUUGGAUCUCAUGGCAAGUUUAGUUGGAGAAAGUUCACACUUUAUUGAAUUCUUGAGAAGUUAGCCUCAUUGAAUAUCUCCUAGGUUUUCAACAUUGCUUCAUUUUUCAAUUAAAAAAAAAAAUCUGCUUAUACUAGUGGAACUUAUUUAUCUUCCGCUGAGAUUGCAAAGCCCACAGAGGAUUAUAUUUGGGACAUUUGCCCGCAAAGACAUGCUGAGGAUCACAUUUUGAAUGUACCUAGGCUGAUGGAAGGUCAAGAACAGAUUGUAUGUGGAUUGAUGAGGGAGACUUGUGACAGUGAGCACCUUUUCCAACAGAUAUCAGUGGUUUACUUAACAGGCUUGACUUCUCACAUGGGGCAAUUUGAUUUAGCUUAGGAUUUUUACUUGGUCCACUUUCUAUUCUGGAUGAUUUCCUUUUAGGAACCCUUUCCAUGUAGUUACUACUUUGGAUUUUAUUUACAUUAAGUAAAGAUGUUAGUUUAUUAGUUCAAAUUACUUUAUGAAGGACACUAGGAAGAAAGGCCCUCAACAGGGCAGAGGGAUCCAAAGUUCAGUUGUCCAAUGAAUGUAAGACUUCUGAGUUGGAAUGUGAGGGGCGUGAAUGACAGGUCCAAGAGGAAAGUAAUCAAGUCAGUUAUCAGAAGCCAAAAGGUGGACCUGUUCUGUAUUCAAGAAACAAAGAUGCAAGUUAUGUCUGAAGAGGUGGUGAGGAGUCUAGGGCCGGGGAGAUAUCUUGAUUGGAAGGCUUUAAAUGCUAUGGGGACAGCAGGGGGUGUCUUGAUUUGCUGGGACAAAAGAUCUCUGGAAUUGCUGGGGGUGGAAGAGGGCCAAUUCUCCAUUUCCUGUAGAUUCAGGAAUGUGGGAGAUGGAGUAAUCUGGGUGUUCACAGGGGUUUAUGGUCCUUGUUCCAGAAAGGAUAGGGAGUGUCUAUGGGAGGAGUUCGGGGCAAUUAGAGGACUGUGGGAGGACCCAUGGUGUCUAGGAGGUGACUUUAACUCAACUCUAUACCAAGCUGAAAGGAGUAGAAAUGGGAGGAUCACUUCAGCUAUGAGGAGGUUUGCCCAGGUCAUAGAUGAGUUAGGGCUUAUUGAUAUUCCCUUGCAAGGGGGAUCCUUCACUUGGAGUGGGGGGCUCAAUAACCAAUCGUGGGCUAGGUUGGAUAGAUUCCUGGUGUCCCCCAAUUGGAUAGAUCAGUACAGUAGGGCUACUCAAAGAAGAUUGCCUCGCCCAAUCUCGGAUCAUUUUCCGAUUUUGCUUGAGGGAGGUGGCCUAAGGAGAGGUCCUUACCCCUUCAAAUUUGAAAACAUGUGGCUCAAAGCUGAGGGGUUCAAAGAGCUGAUAGAGGGGUGGUGGCAAGGGAUAGUGGUUAGAGGAAGGCCGAGCUACAGGUUAGCAGCUAAGAUGAGGGGUCUGAAACACAAUUUAAAGAUCUGGAAUAAGGAGGUUUUUGGAAGGUUAGAGAAAAACAAAGCUGAAGCCCUUCAGCAAGUGGAGCGAUGGGACGUAGUGGAAGAAGAGAGGGCUCUAUCAGAGGAAGAGUUAGGCCACAAAAAAACAACUAAGGAGAAUUAUUCAAAAUGGGUGUCGAUGGAAGAAGUGCAUUGGAGACAGCUAUCAAGGGAAAUAUGGCUUAGGGAAGGGGAUAGGAACACGGGAUUCUUUCACCGUAUGGCUAAUGCCCACAGGAGAGUCAAUAAUCUGAUCAAAAUUAAGAUUAAUGGGGUGAGGCUUACAGAAGAUCAAGAUGUGAGGGAUGGAAUAGUAAAUGCUUACCAGCAUCUUCUUUCGGAAAACUCGGAUUGGAAGGCGGAUAUAGGGGGUCUUGUGCUGAAGCAGAUCAGCCUAUCAGAAGCGGAUGCUCUUGAGCUCCCUUUCACUGAGGCUGAGAUCUAUGCUGCAUUAAUGGGGAUGAAUGGGGACAAGGCCCCGGGUCCGGAUGGUUUCACUGUAGCAUUUUGGCAAAAUUGUUGGGAGAUUGUCAAGGAGGAUGUCUUGGAUAUGUUCAAAGAAUUCUAUGAUCAGAAUUCUUUCAUCAAGAGCCUAAAUCAUACAUUUUUGGUCUUGAUUCCGAAGAAAGGGGGGGCAGAGGACUUGGGGGACUACAGGCCAAUCAGUUUGCUUGGGGGUCUUUAUAAAUUAUUGGCUAAGGUGCUGGCCAAUAGGCUCAAAAAAAUCAUAGAUAAGGUGAUUUCUCCUGACCAGAACGCCUUCAUAAAAGGGAGACAGAUUCUUGACGGUUCCCUAAUAGCAAAUGAGGUAAUAGACUCUUGGCAAAAAAGGGGAGAGAAAGGCCUAAUCUGUAAGUUGGACAUUGAGAAGGCGUUUGAUAAUAUCAAUUGGCAAUUUCUAUUAAAGGUUUUGCAUAAGAUGGGCUUCGGAUCAAAAUGGAUAGGAUGGAUGUGGAGCUGUAUUUCUACCAUCAAAUAUUCAAUGCUGGUGAAUGGAGUUCCAGCUGGUUUCUUUUCAAGUUCUAAAGGUCUCAGGCAAGGGGAUCCCCUAUCCCCCUACCUAUUUAUCAUGGGAAUGGAAGUCCUUAGUGCGUUAAUAUCGAGGGCCGUUGAAGGGGGGUUCAUUUAUGGCUGUAGGAUAUGGAAAGGAAGAGGGCAGCCCGUAAACAUAACUCAUCUCCUGUUUGCGGAUGAUACAAUUGUCUUUUGUGAGGCAAAGAAAGAGUCCCUGUUGUACUUGAGCUGGAUCCUAUUAUGGUUCGAGGCCGCCUCAGGUUUAAAAAUUAACUUGGAGAAAAGCAUGGUCAUUCCGGUAGGGGAGGUGGAAGGGGCGCUUGAUAUGGCUGCGGAAAUUGGGUGUAAGGUGGGACAACUGCCCACUGUUUAUUUGGGGCUGCCCCUUGGGGCGCCUAAUAGGGCCUCCUCCGUUUGGGAUGGGGUGGAGGAGAAAAUGAGGAGGAAGCUUGCUCUUUGGAAGCGUCAUUUUUUGUCCAAAGGAGGGAGAAUUACUCUCAUUAAGAGCACGCUGGCCAGCAUUCCUUUGUAUCAAAUGUCACUUUUCCGCAUGCCUAAAUCAGUGGCAAGAAGACUAGAAAAGCUUCAAAGGAAUUUUUUGUGGGGAGGAGCCAAUGGAGGGAAUAAGGCUCAUCUAAUCAAGUGGGAGGUUGUAUGUACGGAUAAAAAGAAGGGAGGGUUGGGGUUAAGAAAGUUAAUUUGGUUAAACAAAGCUCUCCUUGGCAAAUGGAUUUGGAGGUUCGCGCGGGCUAAGGAGGAGCUGUGGAAAAAAGUGCUUGAGGCUAAGUAUGGGAAAGAGGAGUUUGGGUGGAGAACAAAGAAGGCAAAUGGGGUGUUUGGGGUUGGUGUGUGGAAGGAAAUUCUGAAGGAGUCCACUUGGUGUUGGGAUAACAUGGUAUUCAAGGUGGGAAAAGGCAAUAAAGUAAGGUUUUGGAUUGAUCCUUGGUGUGGAAACAACGUGCUGUCCGAAGCUUUCCCGGACCUCUUCUCCAUGGCUGUCCAAAGAAACGCCACUGUGGAGGAUUAUUGGGAUCAGAAUCUGAGUCAAGGAGGGUGGAGCUUAAGACUAUUGAGAGACUUCAAUGAUUGGGAAUUGGGGUUGGUGGACAAUAUGUUAGUUGAGUUGAGGAACUAUAGAGUAUCUAUGGAGGAAGAUUCGGUUUUUUGGAGGGGAGGAGCGGACGGGCUGUUUAAAGUUAAGGAAGCUUAUAGGGUGUUGAUUAAUGCUGAUGAAGCGGCCUUCCCCCAUAGCAAUGUUUGGGUGGCCAAAGUUCCAACAAAAAUUAUUUUCUUUGCUUGGGAAGCUACUUGGGGGAAGGUUCUUACAUUGGAUAGAUUGCAGAGAAGAGGAUGGCAUCUUCCUAAUCGGUGCUUCUUGUGUGGAUGUGAAGAGGAAACUAUCAAUCAUAUUCUUAUUCAUUGUACGGUGGCAAAAGGUUUAUGGGAUAUUAUCCUUGCAUUGUGUGGUGUACAGUGGGUCUUUCCUAAUUCUGUAAAGGAGGUUCUUAGUAGUUGGAAAGGCUCUUUUGUGGGGAGAAAAAGAAAGAAAGUGUGGAAGUCCAUCCCGCUUUUCAUUUUUUGGACAAUUUGGAAGGAGAGGAAUAGGCUCGCCUUUAAAGGGGGUGUGUUAGCCUUUCAGAAAUUAAAGACUUCGUUUGUGUAUAAUUUUUGGGGUUGGGCUAAAGUGUACAUUGAUAUGGAGUCGAAUUCCCUUAUAGGUUUCUUGGAGUGGAUAGCUUCCAAGUAGGGGUUGGGUUCUUUUGUUUUUUUGGUUAAGGGUUUGUAGCCUUGUAUACUCCCUGUAUGCUCUUUGGCUUUUUGCCUUCGUUAAUAUAAUCGCUUACUUAUCAAAAAAAAAAAUUACUUUAUGAUGUGCACAAAGUGCAUGUUAUCAGCUAAAUAUUUAGAUCACCAGCAUGACUUCACUGCAAGGUUUUUCCUUUUCUGUCUCUGUGCCUAAUGAGAGAUGGUGUGACCUAUCCCAGCUCAAACCCCAGGCAGGGUAGAAAUCCAAUUACCAUCCCUAUCAGUACAUGGUGGGUAGGUCGAGUCAGGAUAUGGGUAAAAGAUCUGCACAAAUUGGGUGCCCUACAAGCUGUUUAUUUUGAAAGAAAAUAAAAUCUGUUGGUUUGGGGAAAAAAAUAAAGAAAAACAAGAAAGAAGAAAACUAAAAGGAAUACUAAGUGCCCGUUUAGAUUACACUUUCUAAUUUUUAUUUUUAAAAACAAAAAAUAGUAGUAAGUUGUAUAUAAAAUGUAAGAGAUCUUAUAUAAAAUGUAUGAAUUUAUCUUAUA
Vitis vinifera (wine grape) is the source of this 10188-nucleotide messenger RNA. RefSeq names its product ubiquitin carboxyl-terminal hydrolase 15. NCBI's taxonomy places the organism in Eukaryota, Viridiplantae, Streptophyta, Magnoliopsida, Vitales, Vitaceae. Gene Ontology annotation, biological process: protein deubiquitination. Gene Ontology annotation, cellular component: cytosol; nucleus. The record is from RefSeq and is a predicted model, not a curated record. The transcript has 2 exons. Gene Ontology annotation, molecular function: cysteine-type deubiquitinase activity; cysteine-type endopeptidase activity. Bases 5994 to 9641 code for a protein of 1215 amino acids.